Messenger RNA from Olea europaea var. sylvestris, 497 nucleotides. Its product is annotated as lysine--tRNA ligase, cytoplasmic-like. Gene Ontology annotation, cellular component: cytosol. The record is from RefSeq and is a predicted model, not a curated record. The transcript has 4 exons. Gene Ontology annotation, biological process: lysyl-tRNA aminoacylation. Gene Ontology annotation, molecular function: tRNA binding; lysine-tRNA ligase activity. Bases 142 to 477 code for a protein of 111 amino acids. Lineage: Eukaryota; Viridiplantae; Streptophyta; Magnoliopsida; Lamiales; Oleaceae.
AGGUUAACUGAACCCAUGCCUUAAACUACUGUCUGAAAAGAGGAAGACUACAAGUAGCUAGGGUUUUACAUUCAACAUUUCGACUUGGUUUCGAAUUUGGCAACGAGCAUUAUCAAACUUUCCCCAUUUUCCUGCUCCGAAAUGGCCACUGCCAAGGCAAGGCAACAUGCACAGAAAUCAUCCGCUGCAGAAGAUGAAGGCAUGGACCCAACGCAAUAUUAUGAAAAUAGGUUGAGAGCGCUUGCAGCUCAGAAGGUAGCUGGGAACAAUCCAUAUCCUCACAAAUUUGCAACUUCAUCAACCAUUCCUGACUAUGUGAAGAAAUAUGAAAGUUUAAAUAGUGGGGAUCAUCUUGAAGAUGCUGAAGAAAGACUAGCUGGGCGGCUUAUGAACAAGCGGUCAUCAUCUGCAAAGCUAUUCUUCUAUGAUCUACAUGGUGGUGGUGCAAAAGUUCAAGUUAUGACUGAUGCAAGGUGAUACAUGCAUCUAUUCUGUUC